AUGGCCCCCAAAUCUCCUCCAACCAUCACAGCAAGCCCAAGGGUCAUAUCCCUCCUCGACAAGCUUCACAGCCAGUCACAGGCGCAAGAAAGCACUCUGUCAAUGUACACGUUUUGGAUAGUAUACUUACUCAAAUCAUUCUUUUUCGGCAAUUUCUGGUCCAAGAAGAACGAUGACUAUAUGAGGGACAAGUUCAUUGCAUUGGAACGGGAGAAAUGCGAAUUCAUCUACCUCCUAGCCCGAACUAUUGGGGCACGGUAUAUCGUUGAGGCAGGCACCAGCUUCGGAGUAUCAACGACGUAUCUGGCCUUAGCUGCGGGUCAAAAUGCGCACACUCAAUCGGCGAGACUUGAGGCCAAGGUCAUUGCAACAGAAAAGGAGGCCAGCAAGGCAGCAAAGGCGAGAGAGAAUUGGCGAAUAGCCGGUCAGGAGGUCGAGCCGUGGAUAAAACUACUGGAAGGGGAUCUGUUAGAAACAUUGCCGAAUGAACUGAACAAUAUGGAUUCAAUCGAUAUGCUUCUUUUAGAUAUAUGGACACCACUUGCUCUUCCGACGCUGCAGUUGUUAAAGCCUAAGCUGCGCCCAGGAGCAAUUGUUAUCACUGAUUUGACACAAAUCGCGAGGGGUCUUUACAAGGAGCUUUUGGAUUACAUCCAUGACCCGAAAAAUGGCUUUCGGACAAUGACCACGCCGUUCAGUGGAGGACUAGAGAUGACUGUAUACCUACCUGAAUGUUGA
Molecule: messenger RNA, 738 nt
Organism: Aspergillus udagawae
Lineage: Eukaryota; Fungi; Ascomycota; Eurotiomycetes; Eurotiales; Aspergillaceae
Product: O-methyltransferase
Exons: 2
Coding region: 1-738 (245 amino acids)
Molecular function (GO): O-methyltransferase activity
Source: RefSeq, a predicted model, not a curated record